Molecule: messenger RNA, 465 nt
Organism: Dentiscutata erythropus
Lineage: Eukaryota; Fungi; Glomeromycota; Glomeromycetes; Diversisporales; Gigasporaceae
Source: the annotation of a GenBank genome assembly
AUGAGUCAUCUUGGUGUUGUCCUUUACGAAUAUUUAGACGAAGAAUAUCCGAAGAAAGUGCAAGAAUCUUAUAUUGAUUUUGUAGGUCAUAUUGCUGAUUGUGGUGCAGAAUUUGUUAGUGCGAGAGAAUGGAUGUACAUAUGUUUCAAGUUAUUGGAUAUGCUUAAAGCAUAUAAAAAAGAUAUCUGUUGUGCUACAGUAAACAUAUUUGGUUAUAUCGCUAAGGCAAUUGGACCACAAGAUGUUUUGGCAACAUUACUUAACAAUUUAAAAGUUCAAAACAUCAAAAUAGAGUUUUCUCUUUCAUUCUUAUUUGAAUAUACUGGUGAAAUGGGUAAAGAUUACAUUUACGCCAUAACGCUGUUAUUGGAAGGUACUUUGAUAGAUCGUGAUUUAGUGCAUAGACAAACUGUAUGCACCAUAGUUAAAGAUUCAGAAAUGGCUGAUACAAAUGAAAUGGGUUGG